This is a messenger RNA of Phyllopteryx taeniolatus (common seadragon), 3302 nucleotides long. RefSeq lists its product as uncharacterized. The coding region runs from base 56 to 1522 and encodes 488 amino acids. NCBI's taxonomy places the organism in Eukaryota, Metazoa, Chordata, Actinopteri, Syngnathiformes, Syngnathidae. The record is from RefSeq and is a predicted model, not a curated record. The transcript has 16 exons.
AUUCUUUAUAUCGGAGUGAUAAAGAUGAGCAGAGGAAGCGUUUUCAAGUGGCAACAUGGAGCGGAUCACACUUGUGCGAGCGUUUGUGACUUUAGUUGUUAUUUUCACCAGUGGCUGUGGUGCUCACAUCGCAUCCGUGCCCACUCUGAAAAUGGACCAAGCUUUGUUAAUAUUUCAUAACCAGCUGCCCCAUGAAGUGGAGGUCUUGUACACUUCAGAUUAUUGCUAUAAGUGUGUGUACCAGAGUUUGGUCCAUGUGAAAGCCAGCUACAACAAUGCAUCUACAGUAAUCAACACCAAAUUCACUUUGAGCGUGCAAGUGGAAUCUAACAAGAAUGCAAUUCUUUGCAGAUGGAAUCAGACAUAUGAGGAGGGUGGUCACUAUACGGUUUGGAUCCUAAGGUCAGACAAUGCCAGCAAUGCCACCUGCCUUCAUGCUGUGGACAGAAGACCUCACAACUCCUAUCUGCCUAUUCUGGUGGCAGCUCUCACCCUGGCUAUAACUGCUCUCUUAUUUGUUGUUGCACCCUACAUAUGCAGAAAGUGUCGCACAUCGAAAUUUGUAAAGACCACUUGCUGCCGAAGCCCGCAGCACUCGCUUGAUCAUGACCAAGUGCAUGCUACACAAGCUGAGGGCAGUGCCACCAAAGUGAAAUAUAAACGUCUGCGUUCGCUGGAUGUUUUUCGAGGGUUUGCCCUCACAGUGAUGGUGUUUGUCAACUACGGCGGAGGAGGCUACUGGUUCUUUCAACAUGCACCGUGGAAUGGUCUGACUGUGGCGGAUCUCGUCAUGCCGUGGUUCGUCUUCAUCAUUGGGACCUCAGUGGUGUUGGCGUUCAGAUCCAUGCAGAGAAGAGGCGUAGGCCGCGUGCAGCUGCUGCAAAAGAUCACGUGGAGAACUGCAGUCCUGCUGACGCUCGGCUUCUGCUUCCUCAACUAUUCCCCGCGUGAUGGACCACUGUCCUGGUCCUGGCUCAGGAUCCCAGGGGUACUGCAGCGCCUGGGCUUCACCUACUUUGUUUUGGCUCUACUGCAGAUUCUGUGGGGACACAAAGAGAGUCAGCAAAAAGAAGGUCACUGGUGGUCCCCCCUCCAGGAUGUGGUUUUGUACUGGCCCCAGUGGCUGACCAUCAUCCUCUUGGAGACCUUGUGGCUGUGCAUCACCUUCCUCCUGCCUGUACCCAACUGCCCCAGAGGGUAUCUGGGAGCUGGUGGAAUUGGGGAUAACGGUCUUUUCCCUAACUGCACUGGAGGGGCGGCGGGAUACAUCGACAUGUGGUUAUUUGGUGACAACAUGUACAGGUAUCCCACUUGCAAAGAAAUGUAUCACACCACCCAACCUUUCGACCCAGAGGGCAUUCUGGGUACAAUCAACUCCAUUGUGAUGGGAUUUCUGGGAAUGCAGGCAGGGAAAAUAAUCGUUUUCUACAAGGAGAAGAACAUCCACAUCCUGUGCAGGUUCUUAGUGUGGGCAACCAUCUUGACAUUAUGCGACAUAAUUACACGAGGGAAGAAUUGCUAAGCACUGAGGAGCCAACUCAAAUCAACAAAGUUUCUUCACUUCACGAGUGGUGCGACAAGGAAGCGACUGCACUCUAAGGUGCAUGGAGGAGAGGAUGACGCCACAGAGGAAAGCGUGCCGGAGUGCAGGUUAAGCUCCAACAGCGUGGACUUUGAAUGCCGCUUCGACUUCCAUUUUGCAUGUUCAGUAACAACAAGCCAUGGUUCACUGCCACACUUGGCCAACUUCGCCAGCCUAAAGAGGAUGCCUAUCAGAGUGGGGGGACAGGGCCCUGUACAUUCGGGCCAGAAACCAGCUGAGAAAAUAAAUCAACAUCGCAAAGAGAAAUCAUGCAGAUUCACUGCUAACAACUCUGCAUCAGUUUACCGAGGAUUACAAUCGCUGACCAACUACAACCGAUCAUCCUUCCAAGUGGAGAACAAUAAAAGACUGGUUGACAACUUGAAUACCUUCUACUGCAGAUUUGAAAAGGACACUUUAUCAGCCCACGCCCACCCAGCUGCACCACUCUGACCCUCUCUUCUGUACUGACCAUUCACGAACAGGACGUGACGUGUCUUUAAACAACAAAAGACCAACAACGUGGCAGGCCCUCCUCCUACUUGAAAGUCUGCGCAGACUAGCUUAAUCCAGUUUUCACACAGAUAUUCAAUAGAUCUUUAGAUUUUAGAUCUGCCUCAAACACCCCCAGCAUCAUUCCCCAUCAGUCCCCAAGAAACCUGCAAUCUAAGGACUGAAUGACUACCCACCUGCCGCCCAGACAUCUGUGGACAUAAAGUCCUUUGAGCGCCCCGUGCUGGACCACCUAAAGAGCAUCCCAGGACCCCUCCUGGACCCCCUGCAGUUGGCCUAUCGAGCAAGCAGGUCUGUGGAUAACGCAGUCAACAUGGGACUGCAGUUCAUCCUAGAACACUUUGACAGCACAGGUACCUAUACGAGGAUCCUGUUCAUGUACUGCAGCUCUUUGUUGAACACCAUCAUCCCCAAACUCCUCUCCUCCAACCUUAAUGCAAUGCAGUUCGACACCAUUAAAACAGUGAUACUGUAAAUGUAUCACACCACCUGUCAUAAUGAGAAAAGACUUCAGAUUUCAGUGAGUGCUAAAAAAUUUGCCAUUUUGAACAGGAAUUAGGAAUUUCACAUUAAAUUCACCUUUUCAUAUCAUCUUACUGUGGGCUUCUUGAUAAGUCAGAAAAUUUUCAAGCUAUCAUUAAACCAUUAUAACUUUUUGUCUGUUCAGGAACUACAGAAAAGAACAGUCACAGUGACAUCUUAACUGAGAAAUAAUACUACUUUUUUUUCAUGUAAAACAGUGAAUUAGAAAAUUCAUUGGUAAAAAUAAUUGUAGCAUUAAAAUGUAAUUUAAAAAACUUCUACUUACUGGCAUAUUAACCAUUCCAGAAACAUACCAAAUUAUUUUGUUAAUUACCAACGCUGUCAAUUUUGGGCAGCUGCGGCAUGAGCUUUUCAUUGAGUGCAGUGUAAAUGUCUAAAUUAAAGCCCCGUACAUACGGCUUCAGUGAGAUCUGUCUUUCUGACAGCGUCCUUCAAAAUGUAUGUACUGUAUGUUUGUUUUUGUGUGUGUGUGUGUGCGCGUGCAUCUUUUAGUAAUAUGUUAGGCAUUCUGUCAGGUUUUGAAUGUUUAUUCAUUGGGAAAAUAUUUUUUAAAUGGGGGGGAAAUAUACAUUAUUUUUUAUUCUGUAACAAAAUGAUGGCUAUCUAAAGUAAAUGUCCGUAUAUCAGGGAACACUGGAGCAUAUUUUUAAAUGAAGACUUUUCC